AAAGCUCUUUUUUUCGCUUCGUGCUAGGCGCACUCCGCGAUGAAGAAACCCGUGGAACGGAACCGCUAGAAGAGUGCAAGUUGAAGCUGCGGUCGGUCGACGUUGUCUUUUUUAUUCAAGCAAGCAACAGAACGUCGUCGUGUGGCACUUCGGUUUCAUUUUAUCUCGGACGGAAGAUUACCGUGACCAUACGCGAAACUUUGUGAUAGAGUUGGAAUUACGCGAGUGAGCUCAGCUAGAACCGGAAGUGAGUUCAAUCGGCUGUGGAUAUUGCGUCGAAAUCGCAGGUGGCACGAAAAACAUUCCGCGGCUGGAAAACCGCUCCCAAAUUUCAGGGGAGAAAAGAGAAAUUCCUUUUGUCUGGAAUUGCUCGGUUAGUGGAUGGAAAUGAAAUUUAAAUUGAUUCCGCAGUAUGGUUUCUUUCAUAAACACUGCAAGUGAUAAUCCUAUUCCCUUCCCUUUUCGAUCGAAGAUGACGUGCGAGGCGUAUGUAGUGUUGUUCAUCCAGGCCCCCACCCCUUCCCCAAUAUAUUAGUGGUUUCAUCAGACGGAGAAACGUGAAAGUGAAGGAAUUUGGUGUAAACACAUAUCCCCGGAGAGCUGGUUGGCGAAGAAGCAAUAAUCAAACGGCAGCAGCACAGCCAGCGAGAAGAGAGUCGACGACGGACAGUGCUUUUUUGUUGUUUUGUUCUAUUUUUCGCCUCGUUGGCAACGUGACGGAGCAAAGUGCAAAGCAGAAAGCCCGUAGAAAGCUGUUGGCUGAGACUGGCUGGUUGGUUGACUUGCUGGCCGCUCUCCCGUCUGGAUUGGAUUGAGUCCGCAUCUUGGUUGACGGCGGCGGUCGCCGAUGUCGUGUGCAGAGAAAGGAACGAAAAGCAUCGGCUGCUGCUAGCUGCAUAUAUCCACAGGACUCACAACCCACGGCACAGAGCAAAACGGAAUCUCUCAGUCUGAAUCUUUCACCUGGAGCAAUCGUGCAAUUUGUAUGGACCAAUGGACACGUCUCCCACAUAAAAAGGCAGCAAAAAUCUUUCCCCCACCUUCGUCAGCUCCAACAGAAAGGAAACUAACAACUUACCCAAUCAGACGGAAAGUCUGGUUCUGUAGAAGCAGAAAUAUUGCUCCCAGCACCUAGCGCAAACAAGACAACGGCAAAACUGCACAACAAUGGCCGGACCAGAAAUCACCUUCAUCUUCCAGUUCGGUAACCUGCGGGACAUCGUUACCGUAUCUAGCCACGCGCUAACACUGAAAACGCUCAAGGAUCUAGCCUGUGAUUUUAUCAAUACUAAGGUACCCGAGAACGGUUUAAAUCGUUUGUCAGACCGACUACUUCUAUUUCGCCAUGACUACACUUCGUCCAACGUGCUCCAAAUGAUCAACUCCGCUUCCGAGAUCGUCGAUGAAACUCUGGUGGAAAUCGUGCUGACUGCCAACCGUAAGUCAUCGCUAUUCGGAAGCAGAAUUUCAAGCUCGGCGAAAAUGUCCCCCCACUCAUUGAUCACAUCAGAAAUUCUUCUUUCAGCCAUCAACGCCCCCGGAUCCGAUGACAUCCCGCUGGUGCGGCCGCACGCCCUAGCCGUCCACUCGUACAAGGCUCCCACAUUCUGCGACUUUUGCGGGGAGAUGCUGUUCGGUUUGGUGCGCCAGGGCCUAAAAUGCGACGGAUGCGGCCUAAACUAUCACAAGCGCUGCGUCAUUAAAGUGCCAAACAAUUGCAGCCGGGUGGAGCACACCGGUGUACUGAAUGCCGCCAGCGGAAGCGGUGGAAACCGGCGCACAUCGUCCAGUCUGCUGCUGCCACCCGCCCGAAGUCCCUCCGGAGGGUCGAGUAACUCGCUAGCCUCCGACGAUCAGGCGACCAGCGGUUCCGGUUCCCUGCUGCUCAACCCAAAUGUCCAACCAUCGACCACCAUCCGCCAGAACCGAUCGCCAUCGCUUGGAAGCCGAGGUGGCGCCGUCGGUGGCAUCAAAAUACCUCACAGUUUCUCCAUUCACACCUAUACCCGUCCCACGGUAUGUCAGUAUUGUAAAAAGCUCCUUCGCGGUUUGUUCAAACAAGGCGUGCAGUGUCGCGAUUGCCACUACAAUGCCCACAAGAAGUGUGUCGAUCUUGUGCCGAAGGACUGCACCGGAGAGAACACGCAACCGGUAGAUCCGCACGACGAUCGCAAUCUGCUAGGGGAACGCGAAAUGACCUACAAAGAGGACACCGGUGACGAAAGUGAUCUGGAUGACAAUUUUUGCGGUAGUUCGUUGAUGAACAACAAUAAUAACAACAACAGUAUCAACCAGAAUCGUAACGUAAGCCUCAUGGAUAGUGGCCCACCUGUUAAGAUCAACGGUAUUAUAUCUCCGUUGCACGAGGACGCAGCAUCCGAUCGGCUAGAAGUGAUAUGUGAACAAUCGCAACAGUCCAGUAACUCAUCGUCUUCCCCGAGUGCAAAUAUUCCCCUAAUGAGGAUCGUCCAGUCGGUAAAGCACACCAAACGGCGAGAUGGGCGGGCAGUUAAAGAGGGAUGGUUGGUACACUUCACCAAUAAAGACAAAGCUAUCAAACGGCACUACUGGAGGUUGGAUUCGAAGGCAAUCACACUGUUCGUGUCCGACCAGGGCAGUAAAUACUAUCGAGAGAUUCCGCUGAAUGAGAUUUUGACGGUCGACUCGGCAAGGAAUCUGCAGAGUGAGGUGUUGCAUUGUUUCGAGAUCCGAACGGCCAACGUGGACUACUUUGUCGGCCAGGAUCCACUGUACAAUUUAAAGGAAGGAGACCCCAUGCUUGCGCUCCCACCACCGGACAGCGGAAUCGGGGCAUACCUUGCCAAAAGUUGGGAAACGGCCAUCAAACAGGCACUGAUGCCGGUGACCAACAUCCGGUCGGAGUCAACCGGUGGUGAACCGGAGGAAAAAGUCACCGACAUGAGCCAACUGUAUCAGAUCUUCCCGGACGAGGUUCUCGGUUCGGGUCAGUUCGGCAUCGUGUACGGUGGUGUGCACCGGAAGACGCACCGAACGGUGGCCAUCAAAGUGAUCGACAAACUGCGCUUUCCCACGAAACAGGAAGCGCAGCUCAAAAACGAGGUGGCCAUACUGCAGAAUCUGUCGCACGCGGGCGUCGUUAACUUGGAACGAAUGUUCGAAACGCCCGAACGGAUAUUCGUUGUGAUGGAAAAGCUGAAGGGCGAUAUGCUGGAAAUGAUUCUCUCGCACCAAAAUGGACGACUCAAUGAGCGGGUUACCAAGUUUCUUAUUACUCAGAUACUCGUCGCUUUGAAAUACCUGCACAGCCGCAACAUAGUACACUGUGAUCUAAAGCCGGAGAAUGUACUUCUUUCGUCGGAUAACGAGUUUCCACAAGUUAAGCUGUGUGAUUUCGGAUUUGCAAGAAUUAUUGGAGAGAAAUCCUUCCGACGAUCCGUCGUUGGAACCCCCGCAUACUUAGCCCCCGAAGUACUUCGAAACAAAGGCUAUAAUCGUUCGUUGGAUAUGUGGAGUGUUGGUGUAAUCAUUUAUGUCAGCCUGAGCGGUACUUUCCCAUUCAACGAGGACGAAGACAUCAACGAUCAAAUUCAGAAUGCUGCGUUCAUGUACCCGCCGAAUCCAUGGAAGGAAAUAUCUUCGGAUGCGAUCGAUCUCAUCAACAAUCUGCUGCAGGUCAAACAACGAAAGCGGUUCACCGUGGAUAAGUCACUGCUGCACUGUUGGCUGCAGGAUCUACAAACCUGGAACGAUCUGCGCAUCUUGGAGACCCAGGUCGGGCUACGCUAUCUGACCCACGAGUCGGACGAUGCUCGCUGGGGCAACUCAUCCAUGGGCAGUGGUAUCCCAUGACCUCAAUCAGCUACAGUAGUUACAUCAACGAUGGCCACAUUAAGUGGUGGUAGUGAAGCAACGAUUGAUAACAGCAGUAGCAACAACAGCAACAGCAGCAACAAUCAAUCUUCGCCGAAGAUGAAUGACUUCCGCGGAAAGGCUUACAAAUGGGUACGUGGGCGUCUCUGCCGGUUGAUCAAGGCCUAGAAUCUAUGAUGCCCUCAUCAAGUAAGUAAGUUACAUAUAUAGAUUACAAAUUUACAAACAACUAUCGCGAAAAAGUGCGCUAAUCGAGUGAGAUUCGGAGAGGGAAGUAAUCCUUCAAAUCCCCCUUAUAAGGAAUUUAAGUGAUUGACAAAUGUGUUAUUCCAAGUGAGCAAACGUAGAGUGAUGAUUUGCCGCCAAACUUGAACCACAGUUAAAUAUGUAAUUGUAGCAAGAUUAUUCGGGGCAGGCAUAACGCCUGACCAUUUCUUAUAUACUUAAUAUUUAGACAAAGUUCCACCAGAAAAAAAACACCUAAUUUAGCCAAGGAACAAUUGUGAGGAAAUGCAAUUAUUUCGAUAACUAACCGACACAAAUCAACAAACUGGAGGAAUUGAUAACAUCAGCAGGUGGAUGUGUGUUGAUAGAUUUGUUCACUACAGCAACAAACGUACUAAUAAUACUGCUAACAAAUAAUUCAAAUUAUUUUGCGGACAACUGUUAUCACAAUUUAACAAAAAAUAUGAACACGGUCACGUAGUAUUACUCAAAGAAACUACGUUAUCCUACUUAUCAUACCUUACAGCAGCACAAAUCGAAGUGGACAAACAAUAAUCAUAUUUUAAUAGCAAAUGGGACUGGAAUAUGGCAUUUUCACAUAUACUGUAAACAAACAUUUUUUUAGAUUCCUUUUCUUUUCGUACUGGUUAAGAUCUAAUUUUAAGCGAAUCCUGUUUGUACGCAAAUUUGUUUCCCUUUGUAAGUACUACUAGCUGUAUAAUAUAAAUUUGUUGAGUUUUGGUUCGGUAGUUUGCUUUAAGCUUUGCGUUUUUGGUCCAGAAAAGCAUGAAUGACAAUUUGAUUUAAAGUGUAUGAUACUUAAGACUAUCGGCAAACUGUGACUUAAAACGAAGUUUGUUGAUAAUGUGUCUGCGAUGGCUGGCUUCACUAUUAACUGUGUCAAGCUAAUGCAAACCUCACUACAGCUGUCAAUAGAAGCUUCUGCAGAUUUUGUAUCAAGCAAACAGACGUACAUAUUAACCUUUGCGCACGCCGCCACGUGCGUUCUAGAGUGUUAAGGGCCGAUGUCCACGUAGCGCCGCGUUCACGCAAGGUACCCAGCAUCAAAUGGAGUAAUUCACACGUAGACGUGUGCUCGACUGGGAGUUUUUGAAAGGAAAGUGUUGCGUACCAUCUCUGGUGGGGUGCAGAUGGCGGACGGUACGUGGAGGAGGCGAAUGAACCACGAGUUGCAUCAGCUGUUGGGAGAACCAUCCAUCGUUCACACCGCGAAAAUCGGAAGACUGUGGUGGGCCGGACACGUAGCCAGAAUGUCGGACAGUAAUCCGGUGAAAAUGGUUCUCGACAACGAUCCGACGGGAACAAGAAGGCGUGGUGCACAGCGGGCAAGGUGGAUCGAUCAGGUGGAGGACGAUUUGCGGACCCUCCGCAGACUGCGUGGCUGGCGAAUUGCAGCCAUGGACCGAGCUGAAUGGAGAAGACUUUUAUGUGCAGCACAGGCCACUCCGGUCUUAGUCUGAUAAUAAAUAAAUAAACGUGUGCUCGACUACAUUUCAUGCUGGGUACCUUGCGUGGACGCGGCGUGCACGCAGCUGUUUUGUUUUAAACGACGAUUCUUCCGGAAGCUCAUUAUAGACACGCAAUUUGGAUGUUAGAAUACACGAAGCAAUUUUGUGAAUUUUCGAUUCUUUACCUUCAGAUACCUUCAGAUAUUAUCAGUAAUCCACUGUUUCAUUUGUAUGCAUAUUGUAGUUCGAACUCAUCCGUCAGACUGAUGGAUAUUGAGCUGAGUGUGAUUCAAAUAAACCAACCUAUAGCUAAAGUCUGGCCCAUACUAAAGCAAAGUUUAAAGUAAUCAUUUUAGCUAACUGUUUUCUGUUAAUGACAAUUAAUACUGAACUCACAAAAAUACUCUUGAUGAAAAAAAACUUCCUAUCAGAUCUGAAUCUUAUAGAUGAUUAUGUUAUUCUGGCUUAGUUGCCCAUUAACAUAGAAGAACAACUUUGUUAUGAAACUGUUGAAUGUUUGAACACAUCGAUAUUCGUACUAUCAUCACAUUAAAUGUUUUGAUUGUGUUAUUUUGACUUAAUGUUUAUAUUUCCUUACUUUAAUUAUUUGGUAGCUAUAUUGAGAAAUGAAUCUGUAUUACUGUUUUAUAACGAAACAUUCCUUGUAAGGAGCUUACACUUUUAUCGUACAUGUUUAGUGUUUUCGUCUUCGAAAAUAAAUCAUUUUAAAUUCGUUAAAAUAUAGUUUUAUUUUUUAGAUAUUAAAUUGAAGCCAAAAUGCAAUACAUGCAAACCACUAACAAAUAUACACAUCGUAGAAGGUGGGUUUGUUCUCUAUCUACGCCAGGCUAACAAAUAAUUUUUAUCUGGAUACUUAUUAUUGUAUUAGGUAUUCAUCAAUCUUCAAAGUGCCUAAUAUUGAACGGAUGUGUCAAAUUGAUAUCCUACUAAUCAUUAAAUGCAUGCAUAGACCUUUGCAUUUACCAUUUCGACAAAUUAUCCACUGAACAACAGCAAAUCCUCAAUCUCAUCUACAUUUUCAUAUUAUAGUAUUAUAUUUGCUUAUAAUCAAAUUAAACGCUUUCGGUCCUAUUAAAUAUUACGCUAGUAUGAAUAACUCAUCUGAAUCAUCUGGCUCAUGAUCAUUUUUUGUUAUCGUGUGGAAUUAAGUCAACGGGUGUUUUUUAUUUUAAAUUUACAAAAGACAAAUCUGUCUUUCUAUUUUUUUUACCACAAACGAUAUAAAUAAAUCCCAACUAAAUAAUGUAGCACGGAAAACACAGAAGGUACUGUUAACUUAACUGAACUUUUAGUUCAUUGUUUUUUUUUUCUCUCUAACUGUAAAAAAACAUUCAAUGAAUAAGUAAGUACUUAGGCUUUUCGACUUUUAUUAUACAUAUUUCAUAAAUAAACAAAUAUACAGCAUUCCCCAGACAAAACCACUAGAUAGCAGAAGUUGUAGAUAUCGAUAUAUUAUUUUUCUUUUUAUCAAGCUUUCAUCGUGAUAAUAGGAAUAUGGAACUUAACCCAUCAAACCCAACACCUUGUGGAUUCCAAAAAAAACGUAGUGCAAAUAAAACAUCAAUCGAUGAGUUAAACCUAACCCAACUGAUACAAAUCAUGCCAAAUGUAUACAAGAAAUAUUGCACCCGAAGAACUCUUGAACAUCUGUAUUAACGGAAACAAAAAGAAAGGAAAAAUACUCACGUAAGCUUGAAUAAUGAUAAUGAAUUCAGGAGAAGUCCGCGAUGGAUCAAUAGCAGUGUGUCCCGCUAGAAACAACUUGAAUCCAUUUUUAGAUGUUUUCUAUACAAAUUUCUUUCCUUCCAGUAGAGUUAGAUAUUUUAAUUGACAAACUAUAUAGAACCAGUACACGUAGGUUGCAGAGCCGCAACAAUUACAACUAUCAACGAAAGUAUUAAAACAGCUAUGAUAUCUUCCAUUGACUAUUAUGGACAACACAUUGACAAACAUUACGCAAUCAAAUCUUUGGAAACGCAUAUUUGCUUUAGGUCAAUCCUAACCGAAACAACAGAAAGCUGGAACGAAACAGGUACAAGUUACAAACAAGAAACUUGCUGCACAAAUUUAACUACCAUUUUUAACCUCAUGCGCUAAUCAUCAAUCCAUUGCAAAUGCAAUGUUACUAACAUUAUUCUCUUUUUCUGAUAUUUUCACUUCAUAAAACAGUAGUCAAAAAAAACGCCACCCCAUUCAUAAUUAUAAUACCAUGAUCGAACGAACAAGUAUUGAGGCAAAGUCGCUCACACGAUGGUUUUCAUCAAUUUAUUCGUUGAUAAGAAAAAUAUAAAAAUUUGGCCAAAUAUAUUCGCGAACGGUUGAAAUUUAUCAUCCUAUCAUGAA
Molecule: messenger RNA, 7910 nt
Organism: Armigeres subalbatus
Lineage: Eukaryota; Metazoa; Arthropoda; Insecta; Diptera; Culicidae
Gene: PKD
Product: serine/threonine-protein kinase D3
Exons: 9
Coding region: 1168-3831 (887 amino acids)
Biological process (GO): protein phosphorylation
Molecular function (GO): protein kinase activity; ATP binding
Source: RefSeq, a predicted model, not a curated record